Daldinia decipiens is the source of this 2042-nucleotide messenger RNA. RefSeq names its product TAP-like protein-domain-containing protein. The transcript is spliced from 6 exons. The record is from RefSeq and is a predicted model, not a curated record. NCBI's taxonomy places the organism in Eukaryota, Fungi, Ascomycota, Sordariomycetes, Xylariales, Hypoxylaceae. The coding region runs from base 207 to 1721 and encodes 504 amino acids.
AGCUUCUCCAGAUUUACGUCGAUGGCACUUGCGGCUGUAAACGGGGGCUGUGAUACCGAAUCGUGACAUAGGAGGAUGGCAAUGUUAAUUUGCAACUUGUCACGAAGCUAGGUACUUUGGUAAAUAUAUAAGAUGAUUCGAAAUGCCUCGACUAGGGCAAUCGAAUUUUACACGACAUCUCAGCUUCGUAAGUAAUUAAAUUCAAGAUGGUGUCUUCGAAGACUCUCCUUCCGCUACUCAUUUCGCUCGCGUCCCAUGCCAGCAAAGCGGCAACCGUCCGCCGCAGUAAUAAUACGGAGAUCAAAUGGGGACCAUGCAAACUAAACACCACACUCCCGGUGCAGUGCGCCCAACUGCCCGUCCCGCUCGACUAUACCAACAAGAAUUGUACCGACACUCUCAAUCUCGAUCUAAUCAAGUACCCGGCCCAGAAGCAGCCGAAGCGCGGUAGCAUUCUCCUCAACUUCGGCGGUCCGGGCCAAGACGGUCUAGAAAGCAUGCUUGCUUAUGCAGAGUUGAUGGGCCCGACUACUGGAGGUUACCACGAUCUCAUAAGUUGGGACCCAAGAGGAACGGGUAAAACUCUCCGGUUCUCAUGCUGGCCCGACGAUACCACGGGUUAUUACGCCGCUAUGGGAAAUAGCCUGGCUGGUGGUGCAGACUCGACAGUGGGUAAACUCUGGGCCGAAGGUAACAUCAUUGCGACCCAGUGCCACAACCAGCAGAAAGAGACCGGUCAAUAUGUCGGCAUGGCAUUCGUCGCAAGAGAUAUGAUGUCAAUCGUCGACGCUCUGAACGAAGGUGGCAUGCUUCGAUACUGGGGAAUUUCGGGCGGUACUACGCUGGGAGCUACCGUUGUCGCGAUGUUCCCCGACAGGGUAGAGAGGGUCGUUCUCGAUGGUGUGAUGAAUGCGCAUGAAUACUAUAACUCUUUCGGCGAACCUGAGAUGGUCGCAUCAACAGACGCCACUUGGGAGGAAUUCAUGCGCGGGUGUAUCGCAAUGCCCGACAACUGCUCCCUAGCAAAAAACAGGACCUACGAUGAGUUAGAAGCAGCCAUGGCCGAGCUCUUCGACACCGUCCGGAACAACCCGCCCGUAUUCAACGGUACAAUUGUGUUCGCUUACGACAUAUUCAAGGCUCACAUCUUCAACACUCUAUAUUCACCAGCGAACUGGCCCAGCCUAGCCCAGGCGCUCGAGGACGUGCUAGAGGGUAACCUGGAGACGUUUGUGAACCGGGUCUUGGCAUUAUCGAUCCCGUCUCAAGACCAGGCAAUCCUAGGAAUCCGCUGCGGCGAUAAGAAACUACGGACGAAUAAGUUGUCCGAUCUCGAACCGGUCUUUGAGCAGUAUCACAAGACCAGCAAGUGGUUCUGGGAUUGGGCCUGGGGAUACUACGUAACGCCCUGUGCGCAAUGGGGGUUUGAGGCCAAGGAGCGGUACGAGGGUGACUUCCAAGUCAAGACUAAGAACCCCGUGUUGUUCGUCGGCAACAGCUUCGACCCCGUCACUCCUCUGGUCUCGGCUAAGAACAUGAGCUUUGGCUUCGAGGGAAGCGUUCUUCUUACGCAUAACGGCCAUGGCCACUUGUCUCUCACGCAGCCAUCAAACUGCACGAAUUCCAUCAUUCAGAACUACUUCCUUGAGGGUAAACUACCUGCUCCUAGAACCGUGUGCGAGCCCAACUUCCCGCUGUUCGAUCCUGCCGCCUCAAUGUAGCAGCGGUAGGAAUAUUGCACACCAAUUAUGAUAUAUUAAUUUUGCUUUGACUCCUGGUUCUCAUAUGUGUAAAUACAUGUUUUAUCACUUAGGCAUCAUACAUGUUUAUAAAGGGGAGGCAGGUUUUGGAAUUUUGAUACACAUUUGUUUUUACUACAUCUUGAUGUAGAAGUUCACUUGUUUUAGAGGUGGUAACUAGCCUACGACUGCAACUAUAUGCUUGAUAGAAGCUUAUGUAAGUUAGGCAUAAUAUACAGUGGCUAGAAACAGGUUGUGCGUAAGAAAUAUUAAUUAGUAACCUAAUAAAGUCCAUAUAGCGUC